CAUCCUCAUUGAUCUCCUACCGUUACCGGAAAUGCUCGCCGGAGCUGAACCCUGGGGACCCAUUCCCAACCUCUGAUGGAUGAAGGCUCUCAUGGUUCCACUCUGCAAUGCCCUCUCUCUCCUCCCCACCAUCUCUACCUAACAAACGCCGCCUCCCCAACAAGAAGCCUUCCUGCCUCGUCCAAUCCUUCCUCAGCCUCGUCUCCCACGGCCAUCUCUCCCAAGCCGUCUCCUCCCUCGACCUCUUGUUCCGAAAAGGCAUCCGCCUCCCCACCAACUCUCUAGCCCUGCUGUUGCAGAAGUGUGGAGACGCUCGCUCCCUCCGACAAGGCAAAUGGGUUCACUUCUAUUUGAAGCUAACUGGAUUCAAGCGGCCGCCCUUGUUGUUAGCUAACCAUUUGAUUGGGAUGUACCUCAAAUGCGGCGACGAAGUUGAUGCACGCAAGGUGUUUGAUAAAAUGUCUGUGAGGAAUUUGUACUCGUGGAACCAUAUGCUGUCUGGGUAUGUCAAGAUGAGACAUCUGAAGGAGGCCCGGAGCUUGUUUGAGAAAAUGUCCGAGAGGGACGUCGUGUCGUGGAAUACUAUGGUGAUUGGGUAUGCCCACAGUGGGGACUGUGAUGAGGCUUUGAGGUUUUAUAGGGAGUUAAGGCGAUCGAAUGUCGGGUUUAAUGAGUUUAGUUUUGCAGGUGUUGUGAGUGUCUGUGUGAAGUUGAAGGAGUUGGGGGUUGUCAGGCAGGCUCAUGGGCAGGUUCUGGUUGCUGGGUUUUUGUCAAAUGUGGUGCUUUCUAGCUCGCUGGUGGAUGCUUAUGCGAAAUGUGGGGAGAUGGGAGAGGCGGGGAAGUUGUUUGAUGAGAUGGGUGUGAGGGAUGUUCAUGCUUGGACCACGCUGGUUUCAGGAUAUGCCAAAUGGGGUGAUAUGAAGUUGGCUGGUGAGUUGUUUGAUCGGAUGCCUGAGAAGAACCCGGUGUCGUGGACAUCUAUGAUUUCGGGGUAUGCUAGGAACAGGUUGGGGCAUGAAGCGCUCGCAUUGUUUGCAGAGAUGAUGCGGCUUCAAAUCAGGCCGGAUCAAUUUACAUUUAGUAGUUGCCUUUGUGCUUGUGCUAGUACAGCUUCGUUGGAGCAUGGUAAACAAAUUCAUGCCUCUCUAGUACGAAGUCAUUUAAGACCCAACACGAUUGUUGUGAGUUCUCUAAUAGAUAUGUAUUCCAAAUGUGGUAAUUUGGGGGCCGCAAGGCAGGUAUUCAAGCUCAUGGGUGAUAAGCAAGACACCGUGUUAUGGAACACAACUAUGUCGGCCUUAGCGCAGCAUGGGCAUGGUGUAGAGGCAUUGCAGAUGUUUGAAGACAUGGUCAGUUCAGGUGUAAAGCCGGUUGCGACCACCUUUGUCAUCAUUCUCAAUGCUUGUAGUCAUUCUGGUCUUGUGCAGGAAGGGCAUAGGCUUUUCAAGUCCAUGACUGAUGUUUAUGGCAUUGUUCCUAGUGAGGAACAUUAUGCUUGUUUAAUUGAUCUCUUGGGUCGAGCCGGAUGUUUUGAUGAGUUGAUGAACCAGCUUGAAAAUAUGACAUGUAAAGCUGGCGAUCAAGUUUGGAAUGCAUUACUUGGCGUUUGUAGAAUCCAUGGAAACAGGGAGCUGGGAAGAAGAGCGGCAGAACACCUUAUUGAGUUGGAACUUGAGUCUUCCGCUCCCUAUGCGUUGCUUUUAAGCAUAUAUGCUGAAGAAGGUAAAUGGGAGCUGGUAGAGAAGGUAAGACGACUAAUGGAUGAGAGACAUGUGAGGAAAGAGCGAGCAAUUAGUUGGUUAGAAGUUGAAAGUCAAGUGCAUGCUUUCACUGUAUCAGACCGUUUGCAUCCAUUGAAAGAUGAAAUAUACUCAGUUUUGAAACAAUUAGCUGACCAGAUGGAAGAAGACGCUACAGUAACUAACGCCAAGAACUAGAAGUUACUUUGCAGGGUGAUAAGGAGAGCAAGUGAUAGUAUUUUUCCAUUUGAUUUUCAAAAAAUUUGUGACAUUAUUUUCUUAAGCUACAAUCUCAAAUUCUUCGAGCCUCCAGAAUGAAAUACAUGUGAU
Molecule: messenger RNA, 2069 nt
Organism: Argentina anserina (silverweed cinquefoil)
Lineage: Eukaryota; Viridiplantae; Streptophyta; Magnoliopsida; Rosales; Rosaceae
Product: pentatricopeptide repeat-containing protein At2g21090
Exons: 1
Coding region: 108-1937 (609 amino acids)
Biological process (GO): RNA modification
Cellular component (GO): intracellular membrane-bounded organelle
Molecular function (GO): RNA binding; protein binding
Source: RefSeq, a predicted model, not a curated record